Saccoglossus kowalevskii is the source of this 973-nucleotide messenger RNA. Its product is annotated as transmembrane reductase CYB561D2-like. The record is from RefSeq and is a predicted model, not a curated record. Gene Ontology annotation, molecular function: transmembrane monodehydroascorbate reductase activity. Lineage: Eukaryota; Metazoa; Hemichordata; Enteropneusta; Harrimaniidae.
CGAGUGGUCGGCUCAUACGAGUUUGCGCGUAACUGGCUUGCAUAUGGCGGACGAGAAAACUGAGGUUAGACUAUCGUCUGCAAAAAAUACUCAUAAUUCAGUAUUGAUUAGCUUCAGCGCUUUUUUAGGGAUGGUUGCUCACCUGGUUGCUAUCGUCUUCUGUGGUACAAUUAUAUACCAUGCUUGGCCUGGAUCUAGUCUUUUCUCAUGGCACCCAACACUUAUGUCUGUGGCUUUUGCAUUCCUGGUAUUAGAAGCAAUUAUGUUUUUCUCACCUGAGAGUACUUUAUUACCGAAGGCAAUGAGAAAAACUAAAGUCCGUUAUCACUGGAUCAAUAAUGUCACUGGACUCGUAUGUGCCUUAGCAGGUGUUAUCACAAUUGUAAGCAACAAAUACAUGAAUAACAAACCGCAUUUCACCACAUGGCAUGGGCUACUGGGUAUCAUUACUGUUGGAUAUUGUGCCAUGCAGUGUAUCGCUGGAAGUUUUAUGCUGUACCCAAAGAUGAUUUCUCAGUAUGUUAAGUUAUCGGAUCUGAAGCUCUACCAUGCUACGUCUGGAGUUAUGAUGUUUACUCUUGCUUGUGGAACAAUGGUGCUAGGAAUUUUUUCAAACUGGUUUGUCAGUCAAGCUAGUGAUACUGUUUUUUAUAUGUGUCUUUUUUGCCCAGGUAUACUUGCUUUAGUUGUUACAAAUCAGGUCACACAAGCAUACCUACCUAAGGCAUUCAAGAAAAGAUCACAGCAGAUUUGAAAUAUUCGAUAAUACAACUUUUACUGACCUAAGCAAACAUACCAUACUUGUCUGCCUUAGUGCCCGGGGUACUCCAGAAAUCAUGAUUUUUAGGGUGGUGGGAGCUUAGCCGAGCACCUCCCUCGAAAAAUUAUACAAAUGACAAUUGUAGUUCACCAUGUGCCAGAUUGAGGAGAAUUUAUCUUCUCUUUGGGGAAAAUAAAAAAUAAAAUUGCGUAA